Manihot esculenta (cassava) is the source of this 661-nucleotide messenger RNA. RefSeq lists its product as uncharacterized. NCBI's taxonomy places the organism in Eukaryota, Viridiplantae, Streptophyta, Magnoliopsida, Malpighiales, Euphorbiaceae. The transcript has a single exon. The coding region runs from base 213 to 467 and encodes 84 amino acids. The record is from RefSeq and is a predicted model, not a curated record.
UGCGAUUAGUUGAAAAAUUCCAGCCCCUUGCGUAUUCCGAGUUGGACCAAGUAAUUCCCUAUAAAUUGCAAUCCCAAUCCUCAUCCUCUGCCCUAACAGAUUUCCCCCAAAACACCUGACAUUGCCAAUCGGAAGAUCUCCCUCACCAAAUCUUUCUCCACCGCCUUGUCUGCUUCAGAAAUCUUCCAUAGCCAAAUCCUUGUUGAGAAAGAAUGAACGGAAACAGCUCCUACGAAACAUCUUGGGCCGAUCAGUGGGACAACGGUCCUGAUCCUGUUUACGACUACCAGAACAGAAAGAGCAGCGACAACACUAGCUCCGCCGCUAAAUACAAGCAGAAAGUCGGAGAAGGACUAGGAAAAACCAAAGCUGUUGCUUCAACUGGCAUGAAGAAGGUCAAAGAAGGUACCAUCACCGGAUUUCACUGGAUCAAAGACAAGUAUCACAAGAGUACUCACAAACGUUAACUGGAUUCAUUCUCUUCUUCUUUCCUAUUCUUUUGUUUAUUAUUAUAGAAUGUUAUGUUAUGGUAUUUUGGAUAGAUGGGUUUGUUUAGACAUAAUAAUAAUCCUAAUAAUUUGAGUAGUUUUGGUUAGUGUUGUAUAUCACUUGUUCUGUUAUUUUAUUUUGCGAAUGUGAUUUUGGAAUUUCUUUGUAUCUA